CUUUUUAUAAGAGAAAAACAGACAUAAAACAUUAACCACUCAAAAAACACAACCAUUCAUUUUCUCUCUCCUCCAUGGACGAAAUCUUCGGCCCAUUCCACAUCCCUCAACAAAGCAGACGACACAAACUCCGUUACCAUCAUCAAAACGACGACGUUAUCAUCCCUAACCAUAAUUUUCUCUCUCCUCUUCAACUCCAGCAAGCUACUUCAUCUUCAUCAUCACCUUUAGUGGACCCAUUAAUGGCGUCCACUAAUCUUUCUUUAUCUUCCUCAACUCACGCGCGCGCGUAUCAUCCUUCUCCAGUGGGCCCAUUUACGGGCUACGCUUCCAUUUUGGCCCGAUCUAGGUUUCUUCGGCCCGCCCAAGAUCUUCUUGAUGAAUUCUCCGCUACUAAUGGUGUUUCUUUCCAGAAACAUAGUCUUAAGAUUCUAGAAGAUUCUGGAACCUUGUUUUGUGACGAUGAUCAUAAUCAUGCUUCUCUUCGAUCUACUCAUCCUAACCUCGUAUCAAUGCUUCAUGAGGUUUACAAGAGAUAUAAACUGUACUGCCAACAGAUGCAAUCAGCUGUUUCAUCAUUCGAAUCUGUAGCCGGCCUUGGAAAUGCAGCUCCAUUUUUAUGUUUUGCUGUCAAAGCCAUGUUUAAGCACUUUCAAUGCUUAAAGAAUGCUAUUCUUGAUCAUAUUCGUGUUACGAGUAAAGCUUUUAGUAAUGUAGACACUAGGAGAGAUCCUACUUCAGGUUCCUGCUCUGAGGACAAGGCUCCAGCUUCUAAUUUUUGCCAACAUCCUGUUUGGCGAUCUCAAAGAGGAUUUCCUGAUAAAGCAGUAGCUGUUCUAAGGAAUUGGCUAUUUGAACACUUUCUACACCCUUAUCCUAGUGAUACAGACAAGCAAAUGUUGGCGCAGAAGACUGGUCUAUCAAGAAGUCAGGUAUCUAACUGGUUCACCAAUGCAAGAGUUAGGCUAUGGAAGCCAAUGGUGGAAGAAAUGCACGCGCUUGAGAGAAAAUCUCAAUGUUCUAAGGCAGCAGAUACUCGGAAAUUUAUCAAUCUAUCAACUGAUCAUAAUCAUCAAACUUCACUACAUCCUCUACUAUCUGAGAAAGAUUUCCAGAUUUCAUACUCACAACAUAGAGAUCAGGAUAAUAAUAAUAAUAACAGUCAAUAUAAGCGGAGUAGGAUAGAAGCUUUUCCAGUAGCCGAGCAAGGGAAGGAAGAACAACAUUUCGGCAUGCUUUGCAACCGUCUUCCAAGCAACCAUGUCCUUGGUGUUGGAGGAAGCCAAACUGGUGCACAUCUUAACCAUUCUUCCAGGUUGAGCAACGAUCACGAAAAUACAAAUGGGUUAUCUUGGGCUAAUCAUGGCCAAAUUGUACCAUUUUGGCUUGCCAAACAAUGAGAUUCAUGGAUUUAUUAGGAUUCAAUCUUGGUGCUUGAAAGUGCAUUGUGGGGACUAUUGUAUGAAAUUGGUGAAGUAUCUACCUGAAGUCCUGAAAUUAUUUGGGUUUGGGAUUCAGAGUGCGCAAAAAUGUGGUGAACGCAUAGGCCGUAGUUCGAGGGGUAAAAGAUGUGCAUGUUACGCAUUGUAAAAUAUAACCCAUAGUAUUGCAUGUUCAUCUUCCUUUACGCACGAAACCUUGUAAUUUGCUUCUUGUACUAUUUGGGAAGACUACUUCUGGCAUAUAUGGAGGUAUAUUGUGAGUA
This is a messenger RNA of Beta vulgaris subsp. vulgaris (sugar beet), 1705 nucleotides long. RefSeq names its product BEL1-like homeodomain protein 9. The transcript has 4 exons. Gene Ontology annotation, biological process: regulation of transcription by RNA polymerase II. Bases 75 to 1400 code for a protein of 441 amino acids. The record is from RefSeq and is a predicted model, not a curated record. NCBI's taxonomy places the organism in Eukaryota, Viridiplantae, Streptophyta, Magnoliopsida, Caryophyllales, Amaranthaceae. Gene Ontology annotation, molecular function: RNA polymerase II cis-regulatory region sequence-specific DNA binding; DNA-binding transcription factor activity, RNA polymerase II-specific.